UGGGCCCAACUGCUAUGACGUACUAUUUCAGCGACAAGCUUGCUCUGCUAGUAUAGGUCAGUGUACAGGGUUUCUGUUGGAUAGCUGAUCAUGGCCUUCAGGGCAAUCCGGUUGGUUUUGCCAUCGGUGGCAACCGCUUUCAAAACCGCUCAAGUUGUUCAGAAGGAAUCUGUGCACAUGACUGCGGUGAGGUAUCUCAAGUAUGGCUGGUGGGCGUAUGCACUGGGUGAGAGGACCACGCCACGCUUGAAACAGUCCAGCAAGAUUAUUUCAGUGGACGGUAAUAUCGCAUCAGGCAAAGGAGCACUGGCACAGAAGCUGGCUGACAAGCUUGGGAUGCUUUACAUGCCCGAACCAGACACCUUCUAUUUGGACAAGAUGUCGGGGGAGAAGGAGACCCUCCCGGUCGAAUUCAAUGGGAUGUGCAGCCUAGAGAAGUUCUACAGGGACCCGAAAGCUGCCGACGGGAACAGUUACAGGUUGCAGUUGUGGAUGUACACCAUGCGCCUGCUGCACUACUCAGACGCCAUCGAACACUUGCUCACCACAGGUCAAGGUGUCGUCGUGGAGCGUUCCCCCUUCAGCGACAUGGUUUUCCUGGACGCCAUGUUUAAACAGGGCUAUAUCAGGAAAGAGUGUGUGCAGCACUACAAUGAGAUCAAACACAUCAGCAUCUGCGAGUUCCUCCCUCCGCACCUCGUCAUUUAUAUGGACGUGCCUGCUGACGAGGUCCAGAAGAAGUUAACACAAAGCGGCAAGUCGUAUCUUCAGAAUGUGCCAUUGGCGUAUCUGAAAAGCAUCGAGGACAGCUACAAGAAGACUUUCCUCCCACAAAUCAGUGAAAAGUCUGAGCUGUUGAUGUAUGACGCGACCCAAGUGCAAGACGUGGAGAAGGUGGUGGAGGACAUUGAGUAUUUGAAGUUUGAGAAAGGCCCAUGGUUGGAACAGGACGACGUCACCUACCAUCACAUGAGAAUACUUGUUGAAGACAAACAGAUGGUGGCAUCGUUGACCCACAUACCUAGGUUUCUGCCGGAGAUCACCAUCGGGGCUCACGACUACGAUGAAAAAUACUACGCCUUUAAAUCGCUUCCUGGGAAGAAAUAUGCACAGGGUUAUAACGCAGAUGUCGGAGACAAAUACAUCUGGCUCAAGUGAGGAACACUUUCUGGGUCACCAGCGACCAAUCAUCUCGCAGUGUCAAAUGUUAGCAUAUUUUCUCCACUUGUAGGUCCCAUUAUGUAUUAAAAUAAUAAAUGUUCUCGAACACA
This is a messenger RNA of Syngnathoides biaculeatus (alligator pipefish), 1271 nucleotides long. It is a transcript of the gene ndufa10, whose product is annotated as NADH:ubiquinone oxidoreductase subunit A10. The record is from RefSeq and is a predicted model, not a curated record. Gene Ontology annotation, biological process: mitochondrial electron transport, NADH to ubiquinone. The transcript is spliced from 10 exons. NCBI's taxonomy places the organism in Eukaryota, Metazoa, Chordata, Actinopteri, Syngnathiformes, Syngnathidae. Gene Ontology annotation, cellular component: cytoplasm. The coding region runs from base 91 to 1158 and encodes 355 amino acids.